AUGCCUGAUUUUUGUCGUGUUGACUAUUACAAUUUAGACAUAAGAUCAUCAACAAGUGACUCAUCAAAAUUUAGCUAUUGUCGUUUAUCAUCAUUAUCUAAUGAUAUUCGUAUUUAUAAUACAUUAUUAGGCAUUGAUGUUAAUUCUAUGGUUUUCAUUUUCAAUUGCUUUUUGAACAAUGAUGAAACAAAUCAAUAUGCAUUAAAAAUUACCAAUAAAUCCGUUGAUAAAGGCCCAGGUCAAAAAAGCACGAUCGUAUACGGAGUCCGUAAUCGUCGACCUGUGUAUAAUGGUACAUUAUCAACAGUCUCAACUUUUAUUCUUGAAGAAUUAUCAAAUGAUAGACAUCGACCUAUUGAAUGUCUUCCAAUUGAUGAGUGUAUAUCAUUUAUGAAAAUGAUUUUAUUAGAAAUUAUUUUAGAAAAAUACAAAGAAGCUGUUUCAUCAAAAAUUCAACAAGGAUCAUUUACUGAUAUUAUUCUUGUUUAUGAUCAAAUUAGGGAUAGUUUUAAAAAUAAACAACCAAUUAUAAUGAAAGUAAUUGAAUUUUUAGAAAAACAUCGUUCAAUUUUAAAUGUUGAAAAAUUAAAUAAUUAUAUUGUUGAAUGUAUCAAAAAUCGUCAAUGCUUAAUUCAAUUAGAAAAUUAA
Molecule: messenger RNA, 648 nt
Organism: Rotaria sordida
Lineage: Eukaryota; Metazoa; Rotifera; Eurotatoria; Philodinida; Philodinidae
Source: the annotation of a GenBank genome assembly